ACAUGCGUACUGUGUUCCAGACGUCGACUUUUCCGUACUGCCCUGGGAUUGAGAAGCCACACGAGACAUCGUCACCUACAAGCAGCAACUGAGGCUGGCCUGACAUGAACUUCAAUGCUCGGCCACGAGCAAAUGCCGAUGAUAACACGCGUCCUGAUCUCUGUGAAAGGGCUUAUUGGAGAGAAGCAUUCAAGACGGCAGCGUCCUGAAAACCCAGACCUGUCAAAGCGAAUUUGUCAACACUUCAGGCGGAUGCUGCUCCGACUGUGAUGUCCUGAUCCAGGGUUGAACCGGAGUCUCUCAGCACGUUACCAGCUACAGGAGCGCAAAUGUGAGGCUGCUACCAGUUGAACCACAGGGACAUCCCCACAAGCGGAAAAUGGGAACUUUACAUGGAUGAGAAAUAGAGCGUAUCCACUAGUUGGCACCACGUACAUCACGCCAACAGACCAGAGGCUUCUCUUCACAUCUCUUAUCCUGUGCCAAUGUGACUGAGGCUGUGGUGUGGUGUGCAGGGUUCUUCAUGCAUGUCCCGAGUGUACGGCUUCUAUCCUGAAAUACAACAUCAUUGGCAGACUGGAGGAAAGACACACACACAAGAGAGCGAUGACGCAGCUGUAUCCUACCUUUCUCACGGUCUGACUAGAGGGUCUGUCCAGUAACGUAUCUAGGCAGGUAAUGAAACUUGCCCAAGUCGGCUUUGUUGAAGGCAACAGUUCCACACCAUCCUGUAUGGGAUCCAGGCAUCAGCAAUGGCGAUGUUCAAGAAAAGGAUAUCCGAAGAGUCACCAGCUCCAGAGCCGCAGUGGUCCAGCGAGCAGAUCAAGACGUCCGCCUCCGUGAGACCAAAUCUUGGCGAGUUCGGUCGCAAACCCCAGGGAGGUUUCGCCGACGACGUCGUGACUACCUCCAUCCAUUGGGUAUCCUUCGAAGAUCUGCCGAACAAGGCUACUACAGACGUCGCUGUUGGAGAGAGCAAACUGAAGUGGCCCUCGUGGAAGAAAGGAUCGGCAAAGUUUUCAAAAGCACUUUCAUCGCCGACUUUGAGGGAUAGACCCGAACCUGACCUGACGGGUCGUAUUUCCUCAAUCUGUAGACCCUUGUCUGCAUACGGGAGUGUGAGGAAUAUGGACCGCAGCAUCGUGACUGCCACGGUAGGCUACCAGACGGACAAACCUUCUGUAGAGGGAACUGAACAUAUCAAUAGUAUAGAGGACCGUAUCACCUUUCACAACGAUAGCAUAGAUUCUGGACACGAAGGUAACUUUGAUGAAGAAGAUGAGGAGCACAAUAAUCAUCAGUUCAGCACCAAGCAAUGCUUCAGCACAGAAGACAAUGACAGCAAAUGUACGGAUGGGAGACGUCCGCAUCUUACACAACAAGUGCCAGAUGAGAUGAACCUUGAAGGCUUUCCUGACCAGCAAGCUGGUCUUGCUGUAGGUAUUGGUGAUCGCAACAAAGAUAAAGGAGACACAGAUGGGAUAAGCCCGACAAGGUCUACCGCCUCCAACAGCUCUUCAAGUCAGGGUAGUGAUUCUAGACGACAACCGAAGGGAGAAUGCAACAGCAUUUUACAUCACGGUAGCAGAAGCAAUGAGAAAUCAGGCAUAGAUCAGACAGUCGGCAGUGCUCAUACGAAAACUAACCCAAGCUGCAAGUCAAGUGAAGGUACAUCAUUCAAAGAAAUGCGACAAUACGACAGUUACUCCAAUGAAGAAAUGAAUAGCUGUGAAUCUAGAGAUUCCAUUCGGUCAAAAGAGGACUAUGCUCUCUUUGCACAAGAAGCUUCCAUACGAGAAGGAAAGAAGGAUACUGAAGCUGCUAUAUCUAGUCCUAAAGGCGGAGGUCUUGACCAACAAGCAUCAAGAUGCCAUGACGAAAGGCGUAGCUUAGAGGAUGAAGGAUAUUUAGCUGCGGAGCAUCUCUCACAAGAAGGUGCCGCGAAUGGUGACCAUGUGGGCAGACAUUCGAGAAUAACACAACAAGCAUGCUCUACAUCUGAUGGGGAAAAGUUUCUUCAAGAAAGGGCAUCUCUUGAAGAGAUACCUGGCGCCGAUCAGCCUAUGCACCCUUCUCCUCCGAUGGAGAAAGAGGCGGAAGAAGAAUCGGAGUAUUGUCAGUGUGCAUUUAAUGAGACUGACGACGACCACGAGGUCGAAGCUGCUGAAGCUGACAAUUCUUCGGACGAUGACACUGUGUCCAUUGAGCAUCGUACGGAAAGCCUGCAAAAGCGGGAAACAUCUUCUGUUCGCCAAAUGACAAACACUACAGAUGACGAUUCGUGUCCUAUUGUAGAAAGGGAAGACGCUACUUUUCAACACCGUACUCAAGAAAGGAUCGGCGACGAGAGAAGCCAGAAAUCUAGAAAUUCUAGUGAAGCAUUAAACGCAGAUCGUCAGGAACAAAUGUUCCCGAGCCAAAUGACAUCCCCCUCUACUUUCGGAUCCCCUCCGAGGUUGCUGUCAUCCGGCAAUCCUGCCAAACAGCCCAACUCCCCGCGCAGACGCGGUAGCCCGAGAAUAGACCAGAUCGCCGACAAGCUGCUGAAGAACGCGGUUGUUUUGGUCGAGAGGUUACCGAGGUCAAUCACAGACAAGGCGUCUCAAAAGGUGAAGGGCAGAGAUAGCCCCAAAAUUGAUACCCCCAAAGCUGAAUCUAUGGAUACCCCCAAAGCUGAAUCUAUGGAUACCACCAAAGCUGAAUCUAUGGACAUAGCCAAAGCUGAAUCUAUGCCUAUGGGAAACUCGACUAAUCAGGUGGUAGACAUUGCACCGACUUCAAGAGUCAGUGUCGCUUCUCGAAACAUAUCCGACGACUUGCCGACUGUUGCUGCUUGUUCCUCCAAGGAACUUCGGGAACCGCCAGCUGCACCGCCCAAGAAGAGGGACAUGAAGAAGCUACUACCGAAGCCUCCAGAGCCACAGCGUUAUACUGACGGGAUGUACCCAUAUGUUCCGAACGCUGCCGCCAUUCCCCUUUACCCCUCCGCCCAUGGUCCUGUAUCUCAACAGUCCAUGCCACCUCCGCCACCUAAUGGCCUGCAGUACCAAUAUGCCCCGCAUGGGGCUCAGUAUCCUCUGGGUUCGCUGCAACACUAUCACGACAACGGAGCACAUCAGAGGUUCUACGCCCCAUAUCCAGGGGUGCGUCCGAGAUAUCUUCCCCCUCCGAACGCCACGGCAGGUAUUCGUAACGCCACAUACCCUGACGCUCUGCAAACAUCUAGCAGCCAGCCUCUGCAACAGCCAAAUCCAUCGCUCGUGGUUCGCAUUAGAGAGGUGGGACCUGAAAGCAUGCUGGUUGCACAAAAUAGAGCCUUAGGCGGACAACAACAACAGCAGGACAACGUGGCACCCAUCUAUCAUCGCCAACAAGGUGCGAUGGGAAGUUCCACAGCAAUGCAUCAGCGACCAAGGAUCCCCUACCAUGCCAACGAAAGCAGCAGUUUACAAGAAUCACGCCAGGGGACCACGGCAUCACAAGCCCCCCUAGCGGCCGAGACCAGAAAGCCACCAUCCCUGAUUGACGCUGUCAUAGACGAGAUGUAUGAGCGUGACGAAUCGACGGUUGCCCAGGAAACAUCUGCUUGGAGAUUGGGCAAGUCGUCUGCCAAUAGAACAGAACGUCCUGUCGUGCCCGAGGUCUUCGUGAGUCCUCCAGCCAGGAGGUUGAAGGAAAACCGAGAAGUCAAAUCUGCAAUGAAUCUGGUGGAUAAGAUGAUAGAGGACGCUUAUUUUUCAUCAAAACCAGUGGAGCAAAACACGGACGUACCUCCGGAAAAAGAGGUUCGACCGUUCGGUCACUCCAGGUACUCGCCUCCCCUGACGGUGUCGAUGUCCGACAGUCGCCUGUCCGUCCACUCCACCCCACCGGCGCACCCGAAAGACUUCAUGAGUGCGCUUGUGGCCAGGGUCGUGGAUGAAGAGUACGCCAAAGAUGACAUCGUUGCUGCUGUCCCUGAAGGGUCUCUCCACGAUAGGCAACUGCAGGACAACGGCAGUCCGUAUCAUCCUAAUUUACCAGGACCAAUGGCAAAACCACAGGAGAGACCAACUGCCAAUCAGAAGCAUACGAACGAUAGAUGUAAGCUUACAGACACGCGAUCUGACAGCCAUUCUUCACCAGAGGGACACCACGGUCUGUCCAAUGCGGUUGAUGAAACUGUACAAGACGGUCAAGGUCGCGAAGUAAAAAGUAAUACGGACGCAGUAGAGAGUACUGCGAGUGACACCCAAGGCACAAAAGCAGACCAGGUGACCGCCAUUCCUAGUCCGAGAAACGUUAACUCAGAAAUCCCCAGUGAAAGCCUGCCAUUGGAAAAUCUACAUUCCAGCGACUCUAGUAUUACAGGAAGUGAGACACAGAGACCCGACUUAGAAGCGAUUUCGCCGCCCCACGUGGAUAACUACACGUAUGAAAAUGGCCACAGGUGCGUAGCAGGCCGCGCUGAGCCUGAAUCCGAGCCGUUAAUGCCCAGCCAGGAGAACCAGGACGGAAAGGAAUGUGCCGCAGCCCCUCACGUUACCAACAACGGGCUGUCCACCGAAGAGAAACCCCUUCUAGGAAACGACGCCUCACCUUGUGAGGAAGACGCUUCUAGUCCAAGUAAAACAGCCGGCGACUCCACUAGUAACGAACAGUCACUGAGGUCAUCUGACGAGGAAUCGUCAGCGGUAUCCAAAGACCUACCACGCGGCUCGACUGCAGAAGUCGACUCCAAAACCGCAGACCAAUUGUCGAGCCCGUGCACAGAGCUGGCCGAAGCCACGGAUCUCAUAGUGGAUGAAGAGACGGCUUCCAAUGACCGAGAUAACGCAGAUGAAGAUUUAGGAGAACGUAGUCGGUCGGGAAGCGAGGUCGAGGGUCUCGCUGCCGCACCUAAUGAGCAGACAGGAAGUGGAGAGGUCAGAGGUGAACCCACGUCGUCGGCACUCACAGACGAGCGAGAUAAAAGCGGGCCGAAACGAGCCGGCAAACUCAAGGGGAGGAAAAGAGUCGUGGAAGGAAGACAUAAGAAGUCUAUGACGAGGGUUAAGGAUAAGGCGGAGAGCUCUGCUGCCAGUGAAGCGAGGAUAGCUCACGAGUUCCCCCGUCACAACUGGUUGAUGAAGCACCUGAUGGCGGAGCAGCAGUUAGUGACGAAUCGGAAAGACCCUGAGCGGAAAUCCACAGACGGCGUAGAGAAGAACGAAGCUGAUCCCAACGAAGAUAGGGGCGAAGAAGAAGAAGAGCCAAGUGAAGUUGAAGGAAAAGACACGAUCAAAAGUAGAAGUAAACAUGGUACAAUAUCCCGAGAUUCGUCCAUGGAGAGCUGCACGUCCCUCGAUAGCCUCUCGUCCACUGGGAAACCUGAGGGAGAAGACGACAACGUCUUUCCAUGUCCAACCUCUCCGGACACCGUUGAGAAAAGUAUCCCGACGAGUCCUGACCAACAGGAGGUGUCUGAACCAAAAAGCCUGACAGUCGCUGAAAAUCUCACCGAGGAUUCUGCCAAUGCUGAUAACAGUAGAGGCAGCGGAGACGAGGGCCUACCUAUUACAGAGCGCGCGGCAAUAACGUCAACAACGGCAAGGCAUUCUCAAGAAGAGCCUCUCAACCUCAGCCUGAAAGCAGCGAGGUUCGUUGACUUUUACAACAGCGUUGGGUCCAAAAACGCUACAAAGGCACCGGAGGGUACUCAGAAGCAGGGCGAUGCAGCAGGUGCACCCGCUACUGCUGAGCAUGUCAAUCACGAUACAGAACAUCCUGCUGACGAUGGUGAGAACGAUAAACACACAAAAUCUCCCGGCGUGUCGCCACCAACGCUUCUACAAGACUCCGGUGUGAAGAAGGACCCGUCUGCCUCCCCUACGGCGGGGCGUACUUCCGUAGCACCGUCGCCGAAGCCAACCACUCAUUUCACAAGAGAGUCACGAUCGUCACACACGCCAAUCACCGUCACUGUGCACACCAAGGCGAAGACAAGCACCACGCGACACGCUUCGGACUCUAUCAGAUCAUCGUCAUCAUCGUCGUCAGAGAACAAGCCACCUCGGGAAGUUCCUCCCGCUAUGGGAAACGUGCAGGACAGACCAACAUCGCAAAACAGUCACUCAAUGUUUUCCUUUGAAGAUGUUCCGAAAGAUGAGAGAGCCACUCGUCAAGAUGGUCACCAAGGAAUAGGGCCCAAGCGGCCCGCCUCGCCGACUGUACGCUGCCCACCUAGGAAGAGAUCCACAGUAGACAGCGGCGUUGUCUGCGUCAGUCCGUACUCACCUGUAUCUCCAUCAGACAAGACGACCAACUCCUCUCCAGCAACAAUAACUACUACGAUUCACGAGGAAACACCAAAAAGGCGGACCAAGUCGGCGGCUUCCCUACCCGAGACAACAACAACAACAGCAACACAUCAUCAGUUCGCUGUGCCUUCUCAGCAAGCCGUCUUACCGUCCAAGAAAUCGGCCUCUCAGACUCUAAGAAGCUCUUCUUCGGGACAAGAAAGACCGUCCGUGAUCUCUGCAGUACCCGUGACCCCGCCUCUUCCACCCAGACCAGCGGCACCACCGCCACAGCCCAACGAUAUACCACACAGGGCAGACCAGAGCGUCACCGCUGCUUUACUGGCUCGCUUGGAAGUCAUGACCAAAAACAAAGUCAACAUCGAGAGGGAACUCGUCAACCAAGAACUGCUGUUAACAGAACUGCGCAAGAGGGUAGCAGAGGACAAGAGCGGGUUGUUGAGGAAGCAGUCUCAAGAGAAGGAGGCUCUGCUGUUUCACAUGAGAAUGACGUACCAGAAACUGUGUGAGGAUAUAGAUUACUUGAUGAGGUCAGGUCCCCCGAAGUUUGGUGAAGGUCUGAAGCCGCUUCAUGCAAUGGCACCGAAUUCUAAGGCACCCCACUCUACUGGGCAGCCCAGUCAGGCUAUCCCCAUCCAUCGGGCGCAGAGCGACAGCGCAAUCACCCUUCAAGCAGGCGGAAAGAUCGGUGGUGAAGCCAACAGAUGGCGGGAAACCACUGCGAGCGAACGCCGAAGUUCAGAUGGGGAGAGCUCGUCAGACGUUCAAAUCAUCGGGCAGAAGGGACCAACGAUAUCGAACUCAUUGCAAGACUUCCGCCACGUCAACCCACACAUUCCACCGUACCUGGAUCCUCGCUACGUGGCGGACGCACGGCAAGCAGCGCUCGUGUAUGGUAACGCCGGCGGACAGCAAUACUCACCAACCGUCAGCACGGCGGCAAAGAACCACAUGAGCCCGAGAUCCGGAGCCCCUCGGUUCGCUCCUUAUGCACAGACACAGAACGACCUGGCCGCCGCCACCGCUGCCGAGAGGCGCAGGCAGGCGCACAUGGACGUCAAACGUGCCAAACAGAUUCUAAACGAACACAAAUCCUUCGUGGAGAAAUACAGCAGGCCCGGGGAAGGCAAUAAUCCGCACAACGAGGUUCAGUUGAACGCACCACCGGCGAACACUGCGGUCCCGCAGGCGCCCGUGCAGGGAGCCGUGCAAACCAGCACCAUCCACCCCUAUCCUCACGGUGUUCCUAUCCACCAAGCUGUCACCAUGGCGCAGGUGAUGCCCAUCCUCCCUGGCGAUCCUUCCCUCGCUUCUCGGAGUGCGGCAGUAGCUCACAUGGUCGGCCCAGAUCAGCGGCCGCUGCCAGCGAUAGCACACCAAGGGAUGCACCCAUUUUACUACAUCAACCCAGGGAUGCCCAUCCCUGGAUACCAACAGCAACCCAUACCGGGACAGAGCCCCAGGGUGAUGAACCCCGUCACGCAACAGCUCUUAUCACCACCCGCUGGACAACAAAUUCCUACCUCAACGCCGAAUCAUCAACUCAACAACUUGCGCGGGGCACAUCGUCCACCCAAUAUCACCUCCACCGUCUCCGUUAACAGCAAAGAACCUCCUGCUGCUGCCCAACACCAUCCCGUCUUACUGCCAGGUAACCCCACUCCCGGGCAGAUGUGUCAUCACCACCACCAGCAACAGUACGGAUGGCCCGGUCAGUUAGUGCCCAAUAACGCUGAGAUGAACGCUGCGUACUUUGCUGCACAUGCCGCACAACAUGCUGCUAAGGUCCAGAGCAGGGCAGAGGCCGCUAUGAAGCGUGGUCAGUCGGUGAAAGAUCACCUCCAAAGACCCAACGUCGUCGCCUUACCGGAGAUGCAGCAGGCUGCGUAUCUGUCCAAGCACUUCAAACCCUUCGUCACCGCUCCAGACGGCAGUAUCCAUCCUGCAAAAACACAUCCAGCGCACCUGCAGCAAGCACGAAGCCAAGCCAAGGAGCACCCACGAGCCGUACAACAGACAGCCCUCGAAGCUGCUUAUCUACACGAUGUCCAGUUGUACCAUGCCAACAACCAAUCAGCUUCAGUCUUCCGAGGAAAUCCAAUGAUGAGGGGACCACCAAGCGUUGAGAACGGACAGGGCAGUCCGAGCACGAUGGGUCCUCCCAGAAGAGACAGCGGAGGGAUCGUCAGCAUAGCGGAUGACGAGUACCACAGCUGCGUGGUCUGCAACAAAGAGGCCACGUUUCUCUGCUCUGGCUGCAGGAAGGCCUGGUACUGUAGUCCAACUUGUCAGGUGCAAGCUUGGGAGAAGCACAGCGAAGACUGCCUGUGACAAAGGCUCUUGGGAAUUUCCACAAGAAAUGCUGUCAUGAGCGCAAGGAAUGCUGACGUCACAUCGACGAUAAAGGAAAGGCGUUUUGACCGGUUGUCCUGUGUGGUGUUCCUUGGAUGAGAGACUUGGCUGUUUUCUUUUAGCUCUAACGAUUGUUAUUGAGCAUAGAUGUUAACGUUUGUAGAGUCUUAAUUUGGAUCAGCAGAAUUGACAAAGUUAAACUUGACUUAUUACAGUUGGUCCUUAGAGCUAACGUGAGGAGUAUUUUGUCUCAGAACUCGUUCUUUUACCAAUGUAGCGUCUUCAUCUGCAGUUCGUAUUAUGGAUGACACGUUCAUGUCGGACCAACCGUCUUUUGGCAAAACAAUGACUUGGAUUCCUCAUCAGAAAAGAUUGGAGUUAUUGUUGUGUUCUUGUAUCGGCGGCCGCGCCAUUCUAUAUGCUAAAUUUUCGUAGGUUUUCACGUUUGUACAAUAGGGACUUGAGUAACUGAGCUGUAACUUGCCAAUGCCAUCUGUUUGCCAUUGAAUUUUUUUCCUGUUUUCUCUUGGCAGUGUGUUUAAAAUCUCGGGAGAAUUUGAACGCGAUUUGAAAUCUCGUGAGAAUAUGAACGUGAUUUGAAAUCUCACGAGAAUGUAAACGUGAUUUAAAAUCUCACGAGAAUGUAAACGUGAUUUAAAAUCUCACGAGAAGUGAUAUGCUCUGCUACUGCACUGAGAAAUCGCAGGCUACUUUGUAAACCCACGGGUGUUGCAAUUUUAUGACUGACGUACGGUACGAUAAAUCUUAUAUCUUAGCACCAUUAAUUGAUUGUUCUUAAUGUUAGAAAGAUUUUAUAGUUGUACUUGAUGUGUAAUUAUAUUAUGUAGUCAGGAACGUACUUUGAUAAAUAUUUUGAAGAUUUUCUUGCAUAGACGUUAGACUUAGAGGAAGUGAGCUCAAUGGUUUAACACAAGUUGACGUCAACUUGAUAUUAUAUCGUUUUUACGUGAUCUUGGCAAUACCGUCCAAGACGGAAGGCUUUUUGGUGAUGUGUGGUAGAUUUUCAUGAUGAAUUUGGUGCUUUUUACUGUUUGAGGCUUGUGUCUGUUGAAGAGGUGCCAUCUUUUGCAUAAGUGCAAGUAUUUUGUCAACGCCAUACAAAGGGAAUGCUCUACUAAGCCAGAGGAGCUUGACACAAUGAAAGCAUGAUAAAUACAACAUUUUGAUGCCAUAUUUUCUCAGGACUCAGGCAUUGUAGAUGUCAAAGAGUUUCAUGUCUUGAGACAGAUACUACGAGAGGGUUCUCAGAAAGAUGUGCCUUACACGCAAGCGUUGAUUGAUCUGACCUAUUGAUAAAAAAACAUCUUUAGCCCUGAAGAGCAAUGGCCUUUUUCAAACAUGUCCAGUUAUCGGAACCGCUUGAGACAUUUUGGCCGAAGUACUUUUUCAGACAUCUAUUGGGAAAGAAGUUAACCUUUCAUGAAAUAUUUCCACCCGUGUCGGGUUCCGUACCAAGCCCUUCAGACCGAGCGUAAGGAGGAAAUGUACCCGUUAAUAGGAGUUAAUAGUGUUUCAGUAAAGGUUAAUAACACACGAGGCAAAAGUCAUGAUUUUAAAGAACACUUGCAGAUAGAUGUAAUUAUGUUACAAUUUUGAAACCUUAUAUCCGUACACAAAAUAAAGCGCUUACCAGCCUAUAUUUUGUGUACGGAUAUUAGGUUUCAAAAUUGUAACAUAAUGUUGACUACCGUCACAGUCGAACUUACAUUCGUACAGAUAGAUGUGUAAAGGCUCGCUGUGACGGGUCGUGCAGUGUAAUAUAACCAGCUGCUGCCGCGCUGCAGCUGAGGCUGGUGUGUUAUGUCGAAGGGCGGUUAUACCGACUGUAUAGAUACAGAUACAGACAGGUGUUGAAUUUUACUGCGUGAUACGAAAGUGUGAUUCUUGCCUCUGUAAAGACGCGUUUUGAAAUGUAAAGAUUCUGCCAUAUCACCGUCCUGCCUUUCAAAACAGAUGAUGUUAUUUCGACCCCACGAGGCGUUUGUACGAGUUUAAAGGAUACUGAGUAGCUUUCUAUAUUUUUCAAUGCCAUGGUAUCUAAUACACAGGCAAUUAUGAUAGAAACUAUCAUCAAUAUUAAAGAUAACUUAUUUCAAUGUGUAAAAAAUGAAUAUGAGCAGUCAAUAUUUUGUGUAUGUUUAAAAGCUUUGUUAUACGAUGUUCGCUUGUAAGGCGUUUCUGUAAGUGGAUAUUUUAUUGGUACGUGAAUAAAACGUGCGUAUUUGAAUUGUU
Messenger RNA from Branchiostoma floridae (Florida lancelet), 10883 nucleotides. RefSeq lists its product as uncharacterized. The record is from RefSeq and is a predicted model, not a curated record. The coding region runs from base 753 to 8609 and encodes 2618 amino acids. NCBI's taxonomy places the organism in Eukaryota, Metazoa, Chordata, Leptocardii, Amphioxiformes, Branchiostomatidae. The transcript has 12 exons. Gene Ontology annotation, molecular function: DNA-binding transcription factor activity, RNA polymerase II-specific. Gene Ontology annotation, cellular component: nucleus. Gene Ontology annotation, biological process: regulation of transcription by RNA polymerase II.